Trematomus bernacchii (emerald rockcod) is the source of this 5397-nucleotide messenger RNA. Its product is annotated as collagen alpha-1(XXV) chain. The record is from RefSeq and is a predicted model, not a curated record. Lineage: Eukaryota; Metazoa; Chordata; Actinopteri; Perciformes; Nototheniidae.
UUGACUUUGCUCCACUCAUCUCUCUGUCGCCACAAAGUCCCUGUACGUGAACGCGGCGUCGCAGUCACACACACACGCAGCACAGUCACAGUGUGCCAUACAUUCGUGACUCCGCGCCAGAUGCAGUUUGCUCUCAACACGCGCGUGUAGUUGUAGUUCAAUGGAGAUCUCGGAGGCAAGAGGAGCAUCUAAGUGCGUGGAAAAAAUGGAGAAAGAAGUGGCGCCUCAGAAGCGACAACACUGCCGCACAACAGUGGUGAACAUUAUCUCGUCUUUAUGCUCAGUGGCGUCCAUCGCCUUUUGCAUUUUCCUGAGCAUUAACACAGCUGACGUGAAGAACCGGGUUGUGGAUUUGGAGAGUGGGAAUGACGAGCACACCUUGAUCCGAGCCCCGGGCUACUCCAUGGAUGAUUUUAAUUCAUUGAUUGAGCAACGAGUGGAUGAUCUGCUCUCUCAGCGCACCUAUGAACAAUUUGUCAAGAUCCGGACUGCCAGACAAGCAUCUCCUGAAUGCAGCUGCCCUCCAGGACCUCCGGGAAAGCGAGGAAGAAGAGGCCGCAACGGAGAAAAUGGACCUCCUGGCACUCUAGGUCCCAAGGGUGAAAAGGGGGAUCAAGGCGACCAGGGACCACGGAUGGUCUUCCCUAAGAUCAAUCAUGGCUUUCUUUCCGCUGACCAGCAGCUCAUAAAGCGGCGUCUCAUUAAGGGAGAUCAGGGGCAAGCUGGACCACCGGGGCCUCCGGGGCCACGUCCUCCGGGGCCGAGGGGGCCUCCAGGGGACACGGGGAAAGACGGACCCAGAGGUGUACCUGGUCUAGCAGGAGAUCCAGGGACGCCUGGAGAAAUAGGAAUUAUCGGACCUGAGGGGCCACCAGGGCAGAAGGGUUUUCUCGGGCCUGCUGGAAAUCCAGGUGUUGGUGGACUGAAGGGGGAUGUUGGCAUCCCAGGAGUGGACGGAGUCCCCGGAGCUAAGGGUGAAAUGGGAGAUCGAGGUGAAAAGGGCGAUUUGGGCGAAGAUGGAACGAAAGGUGAUAUAGGGGAGAAGGGAGAUGCAGGCUCCUCUGCAGCUGGCAUCAAGGGAGAACCUGGAGAGUCUGGACGAGGUGGAACAAAGGGAGAGCCAGGACUUCCAGGGCUGCCUGGACUCCCAGGGAUAAAGGGUGAGCCUGGAUACCUCGGGCCCCAGGGAGAGCCAGGGCUCCCAGGACUCCCAGGAACUAAGGGUGAUAGAGGCGACCACGGGCCACAAGGAAAGGGAGAAAGAGGAGAAAUUGGACUCUUGGGACCAAAGGGUUCCCAAGGAGAGGGGGGUACACCUGGUACUAAAGGGUCAAAGGGGGAAUAUGGAGAUAACGGAAUCGUGGGAUCUGUUGGCCCGAAGGGCCCCCCCGGGCAGAAAGGAGACCAAGGAGCCACAGAAAUCGUCGACUACAACGGAAACAUUCAGGAGGCUUUACAGAAGAUUACCACUAUUACAGUAACGGGUCCACCUGGACCGCCCGGGCCCAUCGGACCGGAGGGGGGCAAAGGGGAUCGUGGGAUGCAUGGCUUCCCUGGACUCGAUGGAGAAAGAGGCUACAAAGGCUCUAAAGGAGACAUGGGGAUGCCCGGAGCUUCAGGGGACAAAGGAGGAACUGGUUUAACUGGCCUACCUGGUGUGAACGGGAUGAGAGGAGACAAGGGAGACGCAGGUCUGCCUGGUCUUCAAGGUUCUUCAAUCAUCGGCACCCCAGGGCCAUCAGGGCCCCACGGACCCCCGGGACCCAUGGGUCCCCAUGGUUUCUCUGGAGCAAAGGGUGAAUCUGGUUUGCACGGUGUGAAGGGUAUCCGAGGAGAAACAGGACACAAAGGGGACCGCGGGCCGCUGGGUCUGCCCGGAGCAUCCGGCUUGGACGGCAAGCCCGGAAUUAGGGGCCAGGACGGGCCUGUGGGGCCAGCGGGGCCGGCGGGGCCAAAGGGCGACAUCGGUGAGAGAGGAGCGUCAGGCGAUCCAGGACCAAGGGGCCCUUACGGACUUCCUGGAGCUACUGGAACACCAGGCCUGGAUGGGUUGCAAGGCUUAAUAGGAGAGAAAGGCGACGUUGGGGAAAGAGGAGAAAAGGGGGAGAAGGGAAAGAAGGGCAAAAAAGGGCCUAAGGGCGAGAAAGGAGAACAGGGGGCCCCUGGAUUAGAUGCACCCUGCCCAUUGGGCCCAGAUGGAUUACCAAUGCCUGGAUGCUGGCAGAAGUGAUCACUCUAACCCGAAACGCAUGGAGUUUGUAAAUAAUGCUUCUUUUAUGGUAUUUAUAGUUUUUUUAAUGGAAAAUGUCUAAAAGAAAAAAGAAGUCUAUGUGUACAAUGAUACGUCCCGAGUUACCCGCCCUAAGCUGCUUCUACUCACAUCACCGUGUGGAAAAACAACCGUGUGUGUCCGCUCUCACAUCCACAUCGUGGUGGAGUUCAGAUCCUCGGCUGGGCGGCAGAACUUGUCUCUGUGGUCUUUGCAUGGCUCAGACUGCAGCGCCGCACACUCACGGUGGCGUGGAAGGAGGAGGAUGAGGAGGAGAAGGAGGAGGAUCUGGACUGGCUCUCUAACACCAAACGCUACAUGUUUUGUGUUGUUUUGGUCUCAACACCGCCCAUUCAUGCAGCAACAUUUUCUAAAAGACUAAAAAAAGAAGAAAAACUGUGCCAAACAGAACAUUGCACCCCUGCCCCUGCAAACGCAUGCAAACUAUAUUUAUAUGUAUUGUACAUACAUGUCACUGUUUUGUGGUUGGCUUCUGCAGAAAAAGAAAAACACUAACAUAAAACACAACCCCCCCCCCACCAAGAGCUCUGAUUUGGUAAUUUCUGCUUUCCUUUAAUCUUCCCCCCAAAGGGAGUCACGCCAUGGCUGGUAGCCUGAAAACCCCCCCCCGAAAGUAAAGCUGUUGGUUAUUGUUGCUUUAUUGAGGUGAUGCCUGCAGAGGGUAUGAUAUCCGCAGGUUUUAUCACGAUACUACACACAUGUGGCUCAGCAUCAGUGUGGUGCCUCGUCUCCGGACAAGAGGGAGGGGGAACUGUCAGGUACACAAAUCAGGCUCAUGGGUUUGAGUUUGGACAGGCCUACCCCCCCCACCCCACCCUAGGAUUGGGGAUUCUGCAGGAGAGUGUCUCAUGGAUCUGCAGAGAGAUCACCAGGAGCGCUCCGACGUCUACUGAGAGCGUUAACACAAUGCAAUUAUCUUUUUUUUCUUGUUUUCGUUGUUGCUCUCAUUCUUUAACAUUGUAUUUGUGUGUAUAAUAGCCUUUGGUGCCUCAAGCUUUUAUUCAUUCCUUUAUCAGAAACGUUAUAUUUUAUUUUGACUUAUCGGAAUGGUGUUUAUUUCAGGAGCUUUGUUUGGUUGGAGUAUCGAAAAAAGACACACGUUGCGCACUGUUUUUCAUAUGAAUAGUUUUUACAGGUUACAGCAGUGUACAUGCAUCCAUCAGGAACACAUCCUGGUUGUAAAGAAGCUUUGUGCAAAUCACAUCCAGCAUUGUAACACAUCUGCUGGACUUUUGGGCUGUUAGUUGUACAGUGUUGUUGAUUCACUGCAUGUACACAAUUUAUUUCUGAUGGAUUUCUUAUACAUAAUAAGCUUUGAUUUGAGGAAGUGUAUCAGAACCAUAAAGCAACAGUAGCUGGUUUUCACAUAUUGAGCAGAACACUCUUUUACACCUCAUGUAUUGUCUUAAACAAAUGGAAAACAGUGAAAGAAAAGCUAAGUGAAUUGGUCCAUUAACACACCACAGUGUUCCCGGUGGCCAGUUAUGUCACAUUCCAUAUCAGAUGGAGCAGUAUUUGUGUUUAUUUUUCAGCAUAUUUUACCCAUCUUUUUCACAUUUCUUAUAUUCAAAUUGCCUUCUGACAUAGUAGGUGCUAUGCAAGGUGAUACUCUUUCUGCAACAUGAGAAAUAUGCAUGUGAAACACCAACAUUUUGUUGUGAUGUAGCACCAGCCACAGGUGGAUUGGAGAAGGUUUAUUCCCGUAUGGUUUCCGUUUGAUUGUACAGUUCAUCUCACCUGUAUAGAUUAUGAUGGUGCUGCUCUAUCAGCGGUACACAACAGCUUUCUUUAUUGUUGUUGGGGUUUUUAUGUAUGUAACAAUUUAAAGUUUUCUGUGCAUAUAUUUGUGUAUUUGUCUCAAUAUUUUAAGUGGUACAUUAUUUAUUUUUCUAUAAUUUCUUAAGUGAAGGCAUUUUUGGUUCUUAACAGCAUUCCUUUCAGUUGUUUUGGCUUUUCAUGUCCGCUGCGGUUCUCUUGAUAUUAUGAAUUUUGGAUCGUAACGGAUAGUGUGAAGGAAGGUGGUCAUUUACAAAAAACAGAGCAGCGUGUAUUCACUGUUCUACUUCAGCUAUACGACCUUACAAUCUGCUUUUAUUUUGUGUCAAAACGUGACAACGAAAUGCACCAGAUGAAGUAAAAUAUUACCGCUUUUCUCAAGCUUCUUUUCUCUCUAUCUCUCUCUUUGCAUUGAAUGUAGUUUGAUAUAUGUAUAGUGGAUUAUUAAUGUACUGUUAAAUGUGUGCUCAAUUGACAAGAAGUGCAAUUUAUACUUUGGUUAAUGUGCGUAGCGUCAAAUGCAGCUGAAACAUCACAUCGCUGUGGUUUCAAAAGCUCCAUUUGUGCAGUCAUGCUACCCUGUAUACCACUACCUGGAAGAAAAUGUUUAUUUACCAGAGGACGAAGAAACAAAUGAAACAUGGACCUUUCAUUACAUUUGAUUGGUUUCAAUGCAUCCUCAAAAAGCUGUCUCCCAUAUUUCAAAAUGUUAUUUCCAUGACUUUAUAUUUAGUUUUUUUUUAAUGCGUUUUAAUUUCCAUCUGUUACAGUACAUUUCACUUCACAAGUUGCUGUAUGUUUAGCAUGUGCAGCUAAUUUUAUAAUUGAUUUUUUUUCAGUUUUGUUUUUGUUUGAUUGAUUGAUUGUUGUGUUUUUUUGUUAUAUAUUCAAAUUUAGUUUAUUAUGCUAUUUGCAGAAGACCCAAAAUAUUUCAAACAUGUAUUUCCAUACAAGUCAUCGGAUUUAAAGUGCCGGUGUAUUGAAAAAGACUCUUGUCAGAAACCCUAACAGAUCUAUACCCUCGAAUACACCAUAGCCUUACUGUAAUACCACAUACUCUCCAAAAAUAAAAUGCAGUCUCGGUGCAGGAGUAAAAAUGUUUAAUGGUAUUUAGGCAAAAUCCAUGUUGUGGCUUUGAGUUAAAACUGCAUUUUCUUUGGUUGUGGUAAUAUUUUCAGUUUAUGUUCUGUCGUCUCAUUUUGUAUCCGUUUGAUUGAAAUGUCUUUAAAGACCAUUGUGUUCACACACUGCUAUAUUUCAAGGUGACAUUUCAUAUGACUGUACUGUUGGAGCCAAAUAAACACAGUCUAUCAAAUACAUCAAAGAAAAAA